UCUAGUCGGCCCGUAGACAUUGACGCACCUUACUUUAGUAAACAUCUUACAUGUGCUGCAGAUAUUUAGCGAAUGUAGUUCAGUUUGUUUAUAAUUGUGUGUGUGCACCAAGAAAGAGCGUCAUGAGUUUUUUACUCCCUAAACUGUCGUGUAAGAAAGACAUUGAUGACGUCAUUAAGACAGUCGCUGAGAAAGUUCUAGUGCUUCGAUUCGGCAGAGAUGAAGAUUCAGUGUGUCUACAGCUCGAUGACAUUCUGUCGAAGACCGCUCAUGAUCUCAGUAACAUGGCGAGUAUUUAUCUGGUGGAUGUGGAUUCAACACCAAUUUACACACAAUACUUUGACAUCAGUUUCAUUCCAUCAACAGUGUUCUUCUUCAACGGACAACACAUGAAAGUUGAUUAUGGAUCUCCAGAUCAUACCAAGUUUGUGGGAACUUUCAAAACCAAACAGGACUUUAUGGAUCUGAUUGAGGUGAUCUAUCGCGGUGCCAUGAGAGGAAAGCUGAUCGUUCAAAGCCCAAUCGACCCGAGGAACAUUCCCAAAUAUGAUCUGUUGUACCAUGGCAUCUAGGAAAUGAUGAUUAAGUUCCUAAAAUUUGGCAUGUGUUAUCAGAUUGUUCUGGUGCCUAUGUGUAUCAAGUUUUGUGAAAUUAGAGCGUUGCACUGUCAAGAUACACGCCAGUUAGUCCUAGCAAUAAAUCUAAACCCAACUCUA
Molecule: messenger RNA, 716 nt
Organism: Myxocyprinus asiaticus (Chinese sucker)
Lineage: Eukaryota; Metazoa; Chordata; Actinopteri; Cypriniformes; Catostomidae
Product: thioredoxin-like protein 4B
Exons: 3
Coding region: 51-572 (173 amino acids)
Biological process (GO): mRNA splicing, via spliceosome
Cellular component (GO): U5 snRNP; spliceosomal complex; U4/U6 x U5 tri-snRNP complex
Source: RefSeq, a predicted model, not a curated record